This is a messenger RNA of Rotaria socialis, 2596 nucleotides long. Lineage: Eukaryota; Metazoa; Rotifera; Eurotatoria; Philodinida; Philodinidae. The record is from the annotation of a GenBank genome assembly.
CGAUGUAAAAUUGCAUUCCGAAUUCAACACAACUAUUUUCAGAUCCAACACAGCUAAAACAGCGAAUCCGGGCUAAAAUUACUUUCACAAUAUUUUCAAAAAAAAGUAGUAUUUUCGGCUAAAGUCCCAGGUUUUAAUUGGUACCCCUCCAAAAAUUGUACCGUUCGAUUCAGCGCAAAAUUCUACAUCCAACACAGCGAAAAUGAAAUUCAACACAACCCUAUAGGCGAAUUCGGCUGGAAAAACUCGAAUCUUGUGCUAACUUCCCUAACGUCAUAAAUCAUUUGAUAAAUAUAUGGUAGAUAGUUAGAUUGAAGACUUCCUUGAAGGUUGCACUUGUAAGUACGAUUUCAUUAAUACGUGUGAGUUUGAUAUAAUGUACAAAACAAAAAUUAGUUGUUUCAUUUGAAUUGAUCUCAAUGAAAUUGAAUAAUGCAAGAUAUGGAAUAAAUAAGAUCAUCGAUAAAAGAUCUCUGAUAUAAAGGCUUUUGUCUAAUUCUAUGUUCUUUUUCAUAGGUUACUUUAUUAUCUUAAAAUGAUAUUAAUCCGACGUUUAAAAUUAAUUGGACGUUUAUUCUCAACUAUGUUUCUCUGUAUAUUUUUUUAUUUCAUGUUACUUCAUCGUGAAUAUUCCGAUAAUCAAUCUUCUUAUUCUUUGACAACUAUGAAUUCUGAUGGGUAUUGUCAUUUUAAACCCUCAACUGAUCAAUUUAUUCUUAAAUAUAAACCAUAUUCGUUGACUGCGAAUCAAUCCAAUGUGACGCGUGCCAUACCAACAAUUGAACGAAUACGUAAUCUCUUAGAACUAAUUCGUUCAAAAGAGGAUACAUAUCAACCACUACUACAAAAUUUUGACGUAUUCAGUAUGAUAAAUCCGGAUAUAUCAUUAAAAGCAUAUACCGAUGAAAGUAAUAUCGAUGAAAUAAAAACAUUAUAUAAUCGUUAUAUUAAAUUAAUGCCAGAUAAUAAAACAAUACAUGUUGAUCACACAAUGAUAGAUUAUUUAAAACAAAUAUCAAGUUAUUUAUCAGAUGGAUUAGAAAAUAAUAGAACAAAUAGAGCAGCAUUAUCGCUUAUAGAAAAUCAAAAGAUAUCAGUGAAAACUGCAGCUUCUCUAUACAACAUACCUAGUCGAACAAUAUUUCAUAGGCUUGCUAGAAGCCGAACUGGUGCCAAGCGUGGUCGAAAAACUAUUCUUUGUAAAGAAGAAGAGUCACAUUUAGUUGAUACUAUUCUUCUGUUUCCGAAAUGGCAGCGACCCAUUUCACCAUCGGUUGUUAUGAGGUUAGCUAAACCUUAUAUGCUACAAUUGGGCAAGGCUGUGUCUCUGAAAUCAACUCUUCGAGAUUGGUUCUAUGGUUUCAUGCGACGAUGGUCGAAAGAGAUUAAAUUGGCUAAAUCAGGGAAGCUUGAAAAGGCACGUUCGGAAGCGUGUCGCAAAGAAACUGUCGAAUCCUGGUUCAAACAUCUAAAGGAAGUUCUGACCAAACACAAACUAUUUGAUCGACCUGAAGCAUUGUGGAAUGCUGAUGAAAGCGGUUUCAGUGAUGAUCCGAGCCAACGAUCAGUGAUAAUAAAACGAGACAGUAAAUGGACAAUAUCAUCUCAAUCUGGUACCGGCAAAUCAUAUACUACACUGAUCAUGUGUACUUCAGCAAGUGGCGAGAAACCGCCACCAUAUAUAAUUUAUCGAGGUGUCAAACUGUGGUCUACAUGGGUUCCAAAAAACGGAUUUCCAGGAGCUCGUUACAAUGUUACCUUGUCAGGCUGGGUGGAAGAAGAAGUAUUCUAUGAUUGGUUGGUUCAUCAAUUUAGCCCUGCCGUUCAACAUAUAAAGCGGCCUCUAAUGCUAUUUUUCGACGGCCACCGUGCACAUAUAAGUGCUCGAAUAGUGAAAACUGCAAUGGAUAAUGGAAUCGAACUAGAAUGUUUACCUCCUCACACAACGACACUGCUACAACCCUUGGAUGUCGUCACGUUGAGCAAAGUCAAAACUGCCUGGCGUUCGAUUCUGGUUGAACACAAUACAAAAACUAAUAGUGCUCCAAUACAAAAACCAAAAUUUUCUUUACUUAUUUAUGAGCGUUGGAAAAAUCAUUUAUUAAAAGGUCACUGUAGUGCUGGCUUUGCGAAAGCUGGUAUUUACCCGUAUGAGCCUCGUGCUGUUAGUAAUGAAAAAUUACUUGGUCCAUCACCAUCAAUUACAUCGAAUGAUGGAUUAAUUGCUUCUAACGAUUCAGUUGUCAUCAAUCGUCGUACUCACCAGCUGAUUCGAUCAACCUCAUGUGAUCAACUUUCUACUUCGGCUUUGAGUCUCACAACGACUCCUUUACAUAGUACUCGAUGUAUCUCAAAUGUUAAUUCUCUUUCGCCAAUCACGACAACGGUUUCACAUAUUCCUCAUAUUGAAACGUCAUCCAUGGCAUCAGUAAUUACAGCAGCAUCUUCUACUAUAUCGUCAACUAUGGAUGGAACAACGACAACUGUAUCGUCUUCUGCUCAUGAUAGUUCUAAUUGUGAUUUGCUUUCAUCUGAUGUACCAGUAUUUACCGAUUUAACGAAUCAAACUGUGAGGAUGAUAAACAAUUCAUUAUAA